Molecule: messenger RNA, 2949 nt
Organism: Phaeodactylum tricornutum CCAP 1055/1
Lineage: Eukaryota; Bacillariophyta; Bacillariophyceae; Surirellales; Neidiaceae
Exons: 4
Coding region: 1-2949 (982 amino acids)
Source: RefSeq, a predicted model, not a curated record
AUGUCAACGGGAGUCACGCGCGGUGACCAAGCCACCGGGAUUUCUCUGCCAGCCGUACUGCGGUACCGUACCGUACAAUACGUUAUGCGUUGUUCGUUGUUCCCUAGUGGCCAUCCCACAAUUCCAUCCGGACUCUCCCUUGGGUUGGCACGGGUAUGGAUGCUGCUAGUGAGCUUGUUGUGUGCGAGUCUCGUCGUCCCCGCACAAAGUCAGAGUGCCCGCAUUACGGGCUUUUCCUUGCUGAACGCGGACACCCAUCAAGUGAUUCAACCAUUACGCAACGGAGACGACAUUGAUUUGUUCCGCGCCGGAACGACGUUGCUCUCGAUUCGUGCGGAAGUGUCCGGAUCACUCGAGGGAGGUUCCGUCCAGAUGAUCCUGAAUGGACGAGUGCGCAACUCUCGGAGGCGACAACAACAACAACAACAACACAACGCACAAUACGAGAGUAUCCCGGAAUUGGCCCAGUGGGGUGGACAUUCCGUACAGGCUCGUAUUAUGGAAUUCCCGGACGGCACCGGAAACGUGCAAGACUCCCGUUCGAUUGGCUUUGCCAUCCGCAAUUCGGAUCCCAACGCUCCCACGGCGGCACCCGUCACACCCGAACCUACGACCCCUUGGACCGGCGAAAGUAUCUCCCCCAGCACUGGUGACGGAGAUGACUUUGCCACGGCGGCGCCUACGGCUUCCAACGUGCAGACUCCUCCCACCACACCCACGUCGACGGUGGCCUCGCCUUUUCCUACGGCUCCACCCGUCCCCGUACGGCCACUCGAACCAACCGACGUACACGCCUAUCCCGCCAGUGUUCGGGGAACACUCUCCGGUACCUUGGAACCGUGGAGUAAGCUUACCUUGUGUUUCCUAGCCACUACUACUGAUGACACCAGCGCGACCGCAACGACAACCUCCGCAUUCACCCACGAACGCAACGAAACCGUCAAUCCCUUUACGGACAUUCGCCUCGACGUCACCUUUACCGCGCUCGAAGAACCCGUGGAACUCGUCGUUCCGGGAUACUACGCGGCCGAUGGCCACGCCGCCCAUACACACGCUACCGCCGGGGCCGUCUGGUGCGUACACGCCACCCUGCCCUCGGAAGGCUCCUGGAUGUGGCGCGCCAACUUUUGGCACGGUGCCAACGUCGCACUCUUUGACGUCAACCACGGAGGCGUCGUCAAAACACCGCUCUUUCCCGUACACGGGUCCACCGGACAAUUCAUCCUCACGCCAACCACCGCCAACGGCGACGACGAAGACGACCUGGCCACGGGCCGGGCUGUUACCAACGCCACGACACCGCGGCGGACGCGGGGACGACUCCAGUACGUGGGAGAACACGCGUACAAGUACCCCAGUGGCAACGAUUGGUGGUUGAGUUUCGGUGCCGCGAGUCCGUCCAACGGUCUCGCGUACGAUCGCUUCGACGGAACCACCAAUGCCGGGGAACGCCGCAAAUCCUGGACACCCCACGCUGACGAUUACGUAUCCGGCAAUCCGACCUGGGCCGGUGGACAAGGCCGAGAACUCGUGGGUGCACUCAACUACUUGGCGAGUCAGAGUUUGAAUCUCGUGACAUUUUCGACCUUGACCUUGGGUGGACCGGACGGUAACGUUUUCCCGUUUGUGUCACCGCAACCAUCGGAUCGAUUCCGUAUGGACGUUUCCAAACUGGCGCAAUGGGAAGUAGUGUUCCAGCAUGCCGAUGAACUCGGGUUGCUGCUGAAUUUGCGACUCGAGUCCGAGUCCGCAGCGGACGUCCUGGAUGGGAAAGCUGGCGUCUUGGGACUUCGACGACGCUUGUACUAUCGUGAAAUGAUUGCUCGAUUUGGUCAUCAUCUUUCCCUGAUUUGGAAUUUGGGCACCGCAACAGCUACGGCUAGCUUCAGUACCGCAAACCAGCAAUCGCUGACCAACUACAUUCGGAGUGUGGACCCGUACGAACAUCCUGUGGUUUUACAGACGCCAUCGAACCAGCAAGCCGAAGUUUACGAAGCCUUGUUGUCGAGUUCGAAUGUAGCCGUGGAAGGAACCUCGCUAGCUUCCGAUCUAUACGAUACGUUCAACGAUACGCUGAUCUGGAGAUCGUUGUCCGCCGAACAAGGUCACAAAUGGGUCGUCACCAGUGAAUAUCAAGGUUCGCAAGGCGCAACCGCGGAUAGGGAUGAUCCCACGCACGAUGAAUUCCGCGUUGAAGUCCUGUGGGGUAAUCUUUUAGCGGGUGGUACCGGAGUUGCGUACCAUUUUGGUGACGAAAGGGGCGACAGCAGCGGGUGUUCCGACUUGGCCUGUCAAGACUGGCGCAGUCGGGAGGCUUUAUGGGGUCAAUCACGCUAUGCUCUGGAAUUCUUUCGUGAAAACAGUAUCCCGUUUUGGAACAUGGGCAAUUCGAACGAGCGCUGCACGGACGGCAAUCGAUGCUUUUCUAACGACGAAUUUGUUGUGGUGCAGGUCCUACGAACCGACACACCCAGUCUCGUCGACUUGACGACGCCGUCUCCCGUCGUCGCAACGUACAGCUUAAAGUGGUUUGACCCACUCCUCGGCGGACCCCUCCAGGAUGGCAGUGUUGCCUCCGUGUUUUCCGGUCCUGCACAGGAUCUUGGCACUCCACCAACUUCAACUGGCCAGGAGUGGAUUGCUUUGCUCACACGCAACCGGUUGCCACCCACGACAGCCCCAACAAUUUCGUUGGCCCCAACACAAAGUCCUCUUCUGGUUGUGGUGCCUCCGACCCACGCACCUCACGUACCAGGGACACCCACUGGUACACCCAUAGAGAUGCCCUCGUUCAGAGAGUCUGAUUUCCUUUCCAGAACCAUUGAACCGACCUCUGGACCCCCUAGUGAAGGCGUGUCGAGUGCCGUGGCUCCUACGGCGAAUAUCAGUGCCGUUAUUCAAUGGAUUCUUUUAUUCUUGAUCUUGGGGCUGGUACGAGUGAACCCAUAA